AUGAUUAAGCAUCCAUUUCAGAAAUUGUUGACCGACAAGGCUGGCAAAUUCUUGUUUGCGUCAGUGAAAAACUGCAUUCAUGUUUUUCGUCUCACCGAUGGAGCCCUCAUAGGCUGUUGGGAAGAUGAGAUCAGAUUGCAAGAUGUUCAGGAAAAAAAGUUCAAGACCCAAGAACAACCCAACAAAAGGAGCAAAACCAAUAACAAGGAACCCAAAGUGCCGGUACCAGGUCCUGGAGCACCACCAAUUUACAACUAUAUUAGGUCAUUGACGUUAUCUCGAGAUGAACAAUACGUUAUUGGUACAACAGACAGCGACAAGGCAGCAGUCAUCUUCAAGAUCGAUAUAACACAAGAUAACUGUUUGUCGUUGGUCAAGCGUCAAGUGUUUCCUAAAAGACCCUGUGCUAUAUCCACCACACUCGAUGACUCCCAAUUGAUUGUCGCUGAUAAGUUUGGUGAUGUUUACAGCAUCCCCAUAGAUGCAGAUGAGCCUGUCGAUGAGAAAACUUUGCAACCCAUUAUGGGACACGUCUCGAUGUUGAGUGAUGUACUCGUUGCUCAACGCAAUAAUAGGCAAUAUAUCUUGACUGGUGAUCGCGACGAGCAUAUUAGAGUGACCCACUUUCCAAAAUCAUACGUUGUAAAGCACUGGCUUUUUGGUCACAAGGAGUUCGUGUCCUGCUUACAUAUAUUGAACUUUGAUUCUAACCUUCUUAUAAGUGGUGGUGGCGAUGACUUUCUUAUCUUGUGGAAUUGGCACUCUGCCAAGAGGCUUGCAAGCGUGGACCUUCGUCAGUAUGUUGAAGCUCAUUUGAAUGAGUUCCACCUUCCUCCUGAAAGAUUCAGAAAUAAUGACCUGAAAAAGGAGAUCUCGAUCGCGAAGGCUGAUUCGUUUACAGUUGAUAAUAGAAACUUCUUAGCAGUGUUGUGUGAGCACACAAAUUGCAUAGUAACGUUUAUUAUCAAUGAUGACUUAACAUUUUCGCACAAGCAAACACUUUCUAUUCAUGAUCUUAUUGUCGACUUUACGUUUACAGGUGAGGAGAUUAUUCUUUCGCUAGAUACCGAAAGUGACAGUCAGUUGCUCGAAUCGUAUGGCUUCAAUAGUGAGGGUUUUCUCCACAAAAAAGACAGUGAUAUCAUGCAAAAGAUUACAAGUGCAUCUACAUGUGAUGUCAUCUCUCGUGAUGAAUUCUAUCCCUUGUAUUAUAUAAGCUCCUUGAGAAAAAGAAGCGACCACUAA
This is a messenger RNA of Candidozyma auris, 1245 nucleotides long. RefSeq lists its product as uncharacterized. Gene Ontology annotation, molecular function: protein binding; tRNA (guanine(46)-N7)-methyltransferase activity. The coding region runs from base 1 to 1245 and encodes 414 amino acids. The record is from RefSeq and is a predicted model, not a curated record. Gene Ontology annotation, biological process: RNA (guanine-N7)-methylation. The transcript has a single exon. Lineage: Eukaryota; Fungi; Ascomycota; Pichiomycetes; Serinales; Metschnikowiaceae. Gene Ontology annotation, cellular component: cytosol; nucleus; tRNA methyltransferase complex.